Syngnathus acus (greater pipefish) is the source of this 1352-nucleotide messenger RNA. RefSeq names its product BRCA1-A complex subunit Abraxas 1-like. Gene Ontology annotation, biological process: mitotic spindle assembly; protein K63-linked deubiquitination; attachment of spindle microtubules to kinetochore. NCBI's taxonomy places the organism in Eukaryota, Metazoa, Chordata, Actinopteri, Syngnathiformes, Syngnathidae. The transcript is spliced from 8 exons. Gene Ontology annotation, cellular component: nucleus. The record is from RefSeq and is a predicted model, not a curated record. Gene Ontology annotation, molecular function: polyubiquitin modification-dependent protein binding; microtubule binding. Bases 83 to 1093 code for a protein of 336 amino acids.
GGCGCGGCGCUCAGCGCUAAGUUGACUGCGUUUCUUUUGCGGCUCAGUGACGCUGUCGAGUGAUCCCAGCAACGCAAAGAAGAUGGCGGAGCCCUCGGUUCGGAUCCCCGGAAUUGUUUUGUCUUCUUUAUUGUUUGAGCACAUCAACAAAGACUCGGACGUGGAAGGUUUGAUCCUUGGCGAGAACCACGUGGAGGAGCACGUGACCAUCAGCGACACGCAAGAGGACCACGUUCACCUCCGCCGAACGUCCAGCGUCCACAAACACGUGUGUUGCCACAAACUCGACACCUGGUACGACGCAGCGGGCAGGGUGGACGAGGAGGCGGUUGGCAGGCUCCUGGGGGGAAACCAUCGGGAUCUCCUGAUCGGGUGGUACCGCCAACGCAGGAACUCUGAGCGGCGAAUGACAAUGCGUGAGAAAGCGGUGCACGAGAACUUUAGGGCGGCUCUGCGCGUGCCGCACGCCGUCUUCCUGCUGGUGACCCCCGCGCCGCUGGCGGAGGCCGGCUCCACCCACCGCGCCGAAUACUCUGCCUUUGUCUCCGGCAACAGGCAGGUCCCCGUGGUGGUCACCAACUUGGCGUCGCUGGACCAUCGGGCGUACUGGACAGCGUCGCCGCCGUGCCGGACGCCAGGCUACCGCCGCGCCAUCGGCCGCCACAGUUCCACGUUGCUGGACGCCAGCGGUCGGGCGGCGGACGCCGAGGCGGUCAACGGCAUGAACGAGUCGCUGCAAGACGAGCUUCGGAGGGCGUGCGGCGCCGUGGCAGACAGCGAGCGCGCCGUGCAGAAGACGCUCACCGAAGUUUGCGCCCUCAGGAAGAAGCUCGGUGACAGCGAGUCGGCCGCGGCCAGCAAAGGCGUGGCCGUGGCAACGAGGAACCUGCGCCUCCGGCUGGCCAUCGGCGCACUCGUGGCCCACUCGCCGCUCUUUGGCUCGUGUACGCUGACGCGCGACGCCUUUCCCGUGCUGGAGGCUGCGUGCGACGAGAUGAAGCGCCGACCCGUCGCGGCGGCCAAACGGUCAGCCAAGAGGAAGCGACGCCACAAAGUGAUGUCAAGAAAGACGGCACCGUCGGCGGUUGUUUGACUUUGCAUUUAUUGGCCAAUGACGAAAAGGAGGAGGUGAGGCGAGGCGAGGCUAAUCCGCAUGUUUGAAGCUGCAGAUGUUGGGGUCCCGCAUCAACUCGGGAUGUUUGUGCGUCACUGACAUGAAACCUAAACAAACACGUGCACACGCCACACAAUCUGUUUUGUUUGGCCCAGGAAAGUGAGCUAUGUUUUGCCUUAGCGCCAUCUUGUGGCACUGCUGCCAAUUCCAUUUAAAGGAGAGGAAAUGCCAUGACUUG